Molecule: messenger RNA, 1675 nt
Organism: Oryza brachyantha (malo sina)
Lineage: Eukaryota; Viridiplantae; Streptophyta; Magnoliopsida; Poales; Poaceae
Product: ent-isokaurene C2/C3-hydroxylase-like
Exons: 2
Coding region: 1-1557 (518 amino acids)
Molecular function (GO): iron ion binding; oxidoreductase activity, acting on paired donors, with incorporation or reduction of molecular oxygen; monooxygenase activity
Source: RefSeq, a predicted model, not a curated record
AUGGACGACAAGCUGCUUCUGCUGCUGCUGGCUUUGGCUCUUGCCGUGUCCGUCGUCUUCAUCAUCCUCAUCUCCAGGCUGGGAUCUGGUAGUGCUGCUGCUAAGGCGAGGCUUAACCUGCCGCCGGGGCCAUGGACGCUGCCGGUGAUCGGCAGCAUCCACCACCUCGUGGGGAGCCACAGCAUCCACCGGGCGAUGCGCGAACUCGCCAAGAAGCACGGCCCUCUCAUGCAGGUUUGGAUCGGCGAGGUGCCCGCCGUGGUCGUGUCGUCGCCGGAGGCGGCGGAGGAGGUCCUCAAGAACCAGGACAUCAGGUUCGCCGACCGGUUCGUCAGCGCCACCAUCGAGAUGCUCACCUUCGGGGGCAACGACCUCGCCUUCGCCCGCUACGGCGAGCGGUGGCGCGUGCUCAAGAAGCUCUGCACGCAGGAGCUGCUGACCGCCGCGCGGGUGAGGUCGUUCCGGCGCAUCCGUGAGGAGGAGGCGGCGCGCCUCGUGCGUGACCUGGCGGCCUCCGCCGCCGCCGGCGAGGCCGUGGACCUCGGCGACAGGAUAGCCAAGCUCGUCAACGACAUCAUGGUGCGGUGCUGCGUCGGCGGCCGGACCAGGUACCGCGACGAGUUCCUCGACGCCCUCCGCACCGCCCUGGACCAGACGACAUGGCUCACCUUCGCCGACAUCUUCCCGUCGAGCAAGCUCGCGCAGACGCUCGGCACGGCGCCGCGCAAGGCGCUCGCCUGCCGGAAGAGGAUGGAGCGCAUCUUGGAGCAGAUCAUCCAAGAACGGAUGGAGACGAUGGACAACGGCGGCGACGGCGUCGAGGCGACGCCGCCCAGAAGCGAGUGCUUCCUCGACGUCCUGCUGAGGUUUCAGAAGGAAGGAGAGACACCGAUCCCAAUAACCAGCGAGUUGAUCGUCGUGCUUUUAUUUGACAUAGUUUCAGGGGGCACUGAGACAUCAACUAUCAUACUAAAUUGGACUAUGGCAGAACUCAUCCGUACACCACGAGUAAUGGCAAAGGCGUGUGCUGAGGUGUGGCAAACUUUUCAAGAAAAGAACAUGAUCACAGAGGAUGACAGUCUUAGCGGGUUAAAGUAUCUCAAGAUGGUGAUUAAGGAGUCACUGAGGAUGCAUUGCCCCGUGCCACUUUUAGGUCCUCGUCGAUGUCGUGAGACAUGCAAGAUUAUGGGCUAUGACAUACCGAAGGAUACAACCAUAUUUACAAACGUAUGGGCAAUAUGUAGAGACCCGAUAUACUGGGACGAUGCCGAGGAAUUUAAGCCCGAGAGAUUUGAAAACAAUAGUAUAGACUAUAAGGGAAGCAACUUUGAAUACCUUCCAUUUGGAAGCGGUCGUAGAAUGUGUGCAGGCAUGAAUCUUGGCAUGGCAGACGUAGAGUUGCCCUUGGCUAGUCUUCUCUAUCAUUUCGAUUGGAAGUUACCUGAUGGGAUGUUGCUUGAGAAUAUUGAUAUGCGGGAGGCACCUGGACUAUUUGCAGGUAGACGCACUAGCCUGAUUCUAUGCCCGGUUACACAUAUUGUUCCAAGUGACUCAUGAGUCACAAUAUAACACCGCUCAUAAUACUGCUACUUCAUGUUUCAUAAUCAAGUUAUGUAUCGAAUGAGAUGUUGUGUUUGUUUGGAGAGUUUAAAAUUCUGAGAAACAACUAAUGAGA